CUGUCUCUCUCCCUCCCCCCCCCCCCCACACACACACAGAGACAGAGAGAGAGAGAGGCAGAAAUGGAGGAAGCAAAAGGGGUUGUGAAGCACGUGGUGGUGGCUAAAUUUGAAGACGAUGUGUCGCCACAGAAGAUGGUGGAGCUCAUCAAAGGGUUCGCCAAUCUCGUCAAUCUCGUCCCAACCAUGAAGUCCUUCCAUUGGGGCAAGCAUGUGAGUGCUGAGAAUAUGAACGAAGGUUUUACUCACGUGUUUGAAUCAACGUUUGAGAGUACAGAAGGGCUUGCAGAGUAUGUAGCUCAUCCUGCCCAUCUUCAAUUUGCAAACUUGUUCCUCUCCCACGCCGACAAACUCAUUGCGGUUGACUAUAAGCCUACCAUUGUUCAUCUUUGAUUUCAUCAUUUCUGGGACUUGCUCCUUGCUUGUGUUGUGCAAACCGUGAAUCAGUGUUUUCCCCCGAUGAACAGCAUUUUGGAACACUCGGUUCGUUAUGAUACCUGCAUUUUGAUUAAUUGGGUUCUUUUAUUGCACACAUGUCAUCUUAUUAGAGGCUGGUAAUCCUGUUCGAUAUGAAAAAUAUUUUUUCAAAAAAGAAAAUGCGAAUGUAUGUAGGAAAAAAAUGGGAUUGAUGCAUUGGUCAUUUUCUUUCUAAAAAGAUAAUUUUCUAUCUACCAACUACUGUACAAGCGUAAGCACUCUUCAAUAAAGAUUUGAAUUUUAGUUCUU
Molecule: messenger RNA, 726 nt
Organism: Prosopis cineraria
Lineage: Eukaryota; Viridiplantae; Streptophyta; Magnoliopsida; Fabales; Fabaceae
Product: stress-response A/B barrel domain-containing protein HS1-like
Exons: 2
Coding region: 64-393 (109 amino acids)
Biological process (GO): pollen tube adhesion
Source: RefSeq, a predicted model, not a curated record